UGCUGCUGCUGCUGCUGCUGCUGCUGCUGCGGAGAGGUUGGGGCCUAGUCUGUCCGCCGAAGCCUCGGCCUCGAGUGAGAGGCGCCGCCGGCCGAGGCGCGCCCAGGCCCGGCCUCCUGGGAAGGCGCUCUCGGCUGGGCAGCCAUGGCGGAGACGAAGAUCAUCUACCACCUGGACGAGCAGGAGACGCCCUACUUGGUGAAGCUGCCUCUCCCGGCCGAGAAGGUGACGCUGGGCGACUUCAAGGCCCUCCUCAACCGCCCCAACUACAAGUUCUACUUCAAGUCCAUGGAUGACGACUUCGGGGUUGUGAAGGAAGAAAUCUCAGAUGACAAUGCAAAACUUCCCUGUUUCAAUGGCCGAGUGGUAUCGUGGCUUGUAUCUGCUGAAGGCUCUCACUCAGAUGCUGGAUCGGUCUGUGCUGACAAUCAGCCGGAGCUGCCGCCCUCCAUUGAACGGACAGGAGGCAUAGGAGACUCCAGGCCUCCCUCUUUUCAUCCCAACACUGGGGGAAGUCGAGAGAACCUGGAUAAUGAGACGGAGACUGACUCUGUGGUGUCAAUACAGAGAGAACGACCACGCAGAAAAGAUGGACCUGAACAUGCACCCAGGGUGAAUGGGACAGCCAAGGGGGAAAGGAGGCGAGAAGUAGGUGGCUAUGAAAGCUCCUCCACCCUCAUGAGUAGUGAACUGGAGACCACCAGCUUCUUUGAUUCAGAUGAGGAUGAUUCCACCAGCAGGCUUAGCAGCUCCACAGAACAGAGCAGUGCCUCCCGCCUGAUGAGAAGACACAAGCGACGUCGGCGAAAGCAAAAAGUCCCACGCAUUGAGAGGUCUUCAUCCUUCAGCAGCAUCACAGAUUCUACCAUGUCGCUGAAUAUUAUCACAGUCACCCUCAACAUGGAGAAAUACAAUUUCUUGGGCAUUUCCAUUGUCGGACAGAGCAAUGAGCGUGGUGAUGGUGGCAUAUACAUUGGUUCCAUCAUGAAAGGAGGUGCUGUGGCGGCAGAUGGAAGAAUUGAGCCUGGAGACAUGCUGCUGCAGGUGAACGAUAUCAACUUUGAGAACAUGAGCAACGAUGACGCUGUAAGAGUGCUGAGGGAGAUCGUGCACAAGCCAGGACCCAUCACAUUGACUGUUGCCAAAUGUUGGGAUCCUAGCCCCAGGGGCUGCUUCUCAUUACCCAGGAUUGCUCCCCAGCGGAUCUGGGCUGGGCCAGACUCUCCAUGCUCCGAUCCGGGUGAGCCUAUACGACCCAUUGACCCAGCAGCCUGGGUUUCCCACACUGCAGCGAUGACUGGCACCUACCCAGCGUACGGUAUGAGCCCAUCCAUGAGUACAAUCACUUCCACCAGCUCCUCCAUCACCAGCUCCAUCCCAGAAACCGAACGCCUCGAUGACUUUCACCUGUCCAUCCACAGCGAUAUGGCCACCAUUGUCAAAGCUAUGGCCUCUCCUGAGUCAGGCUUGGAGGUACGUGACCGCAUGUGGCUGAAGAUCACCAUCCCCAAUGCUUUCAUUGGAUCUGAUGUGGUAGAUUGGCUCUAUCACCAUGUGGAAGGCUUCACUGACCGGCGAGAAUCCCGCAAGUAUGCCAGCAACCUGCUGAAGGCUGGCUACAUCCGACACACCGUCAACAAGAUCACCUUCUCGGAGCAGUGUUAUUACAUCUUUGGCGAUCUCUGCGGCAACAUGGCCAGCCUGUCCUUGCAUGACCAUGAUGGAUCCAGUGGUGCCUCUGAUCAAGACACAUUGGCUCCAUUACCCCAUCCAGGAGCUGCGCCAUGGCCCAUGGCCUUCCCAUACCAGUACCCACCACCCCAUCCAUAUAACCCCCAUCCUGGGUUUCCUGAUCCAGGUUAUAGUUAUGGAGGAGGCAGUGCAGGCAGUCAGCACAGUGAAGGAAGCCGGAGCAGUGGUUCAAACCGCAGCGGCAGCGAGAGGAGGAAGGAGCGAGAGCCCAAGCCUGGAGAGUCCAAAUCGGGCGGCAGUGGCAGCGAGUCAGACCACACCAGUCGCAGCAGCAUACGCCGGGAGCGGGCGGCCAGCGAGCGCUCGGUGCCAGCCAGCCAGCGCAGCCACCACUCCAUGGCCCACAGCAUCCGGAGCCACCACAGCCAGCAAUCCUAUGGGCCCCCCGGCCUCCCGCCUCUCUACAGCCCUCCCAUGCUCCUGAUGCCUCCGCCGCCUGCUGCCCUGGGACCCCCGGGCGCUCCCCCUGGCCGAGACCUGGCCUCUGUGCCCCCUGAACUAACAGCCAGUAGACAGUCAUUCCGAAUGGCCAUGGGCAACCCCAGUGAGUUCUUUGUGGAUGUAAUGUGAAACAGCACUGUUCCUCCCUCUGUUCCCUGUAUGUCUGCUGCCCGCAACGGUUUGUCUCCUAGGAAUGGCCCAGCCUCAGUCCCUGUGGGAAUGUCUUUUUUUGUUUUGGUCUUGAUAAUUAUGAAAAGGAAAAAAACCAAACAAAAUAAACUGAACUAAAAUGUUUUGAUUCUAA
Sceloporus undulatus (fence lizard) is the source of this 2497-nucleotide messenger RNA. RefSeq names its product dishevelled segment polarity protein 3 (gene DVL3). NCBI's taxonomy places the organism in Eukaryota, Metazoa, Chordata, Lepidosauria, Squamata, Phrynosomatidae. The record is from RefSeq and is a predicted model, not a curated record. The transcript has 16 exons. Gene Ontology annotation, biological process: intracellular signal transduction; canonical Wnt signaling pathway. The coding region runs from base 145 to 2322 and encodes 725 amino acids. Gene Ontology annotation, molecular function: frizzled binding. Gene Ontology annotation, cellular component: cytosol.